Molecule: messenger RNA, 4032 nt
Organism: Spodoptera littoralis (African cotton leafworm)
Lineage: Eukaryota; Metazoa; Arthropoda; Insecta; Lepidoptera; Noctuidae
Source: the annotation of a GenBank genome assembly
AUGUCAACAGAAGGCAGUGGAGAGACACCUUCUACUGUGCCAUGUUUACCCGGGGCUCCGGAGCAGACUUAUCUGUUUCCAAAACCGAAAGGUCACUCGAGGUCUGUAAGUCAUGGAGGCACUCCAAUGCUCGCGGGGAAUCCCACCGCUCCGAGACCAUCACUCAAAUCAGCGAUGCGUGGCCACCAGCGCGCUCUGUCACACGGACAGAUCGGCGAGGGCGGGCGGCCCACCAGCGGUCCCGGCCACAGCCGCGCCGGCAGCCGCACAGACUUCAUCCUGCCGCCCGGACACCGGGACCCGCCGCCACCCACCACACAGCCACGCAUUGGCUCCGUGCGGAUGCACUCCCGGCAGGCGUCGCGGUCCGACUCCAUCUACACCAUCCGACGCACGUCCGUCGUCAGCCCCUGGAGGCGGGCAGCCUUCUGGUUGCUGCGGCGCCAGCAGCCCGCUGUUGAUACUCGGCACCUCAUUGUCACUCCCAACCACCUGGUGCCAGACAAAACUCCUCUCAAGGAACAUCCUAACGGAAAAAGAUGCGACAAUAAAGUUAGGACUACAAAAUAUACCUUAUUAUCAUUUUUACCCAAGAAUUUAUUUGAACAAUUCCAUAGAAUUGCAAAUGUGUACUUUAUAUUCAUAGUGUUGUUGAACUGGGUGCCUGCAAUCAGUGCGUUCGGUAAAGAAGUGGCCAUGCUGCCCGUGUUGUUUGUACUUGGUGUGACUGCUAUCAAAGACUUAUUUGAAGACAGAAGGAGACAUAAUUCUGAUAAAAGAAUAAACAACUCAUUCUGCAGAGUCUUCAAAAAAUCAGCGGAGCGAUAUGUUAGAGUGAAAUGGCGAGAUGUACGCGUUGGGGAUCUAGUCCACCUGUCGAACAAUGAGCCGGUGCCCGCAGACAUGGUGCUGCUACACUCUUCCAACCCUCUCGGGAUAUGCUACCUCGACACCUGCAACCUCGACGGGGAGACCAAUCUCAAACAGAGGCUGGUCGUCCCCGGCUUCAAGGAAAAGCAUUCAGAGUUCAGCCCGAUAAAGUUCAGAAGUUCUGUGGAGGUAGAGAGGCCAUCUACAAAAAUAUACAGAUUCACAGGCUGUAUCUCACACCCAAACGGAGCGCGAGUGCCGCUCACCUCGGAGAACCUACUUCUGCGAGACUGUACCAUCAAGAACACGGACUAUGUCGAGGGCAUCGUGGUGUACGCGGGCCACGAGACUAAAGCGAUGCUCAACAAUGGAGGACCAAGAUAUAAAUGUUCAAGUUUAGAGAAAAAAAUGAACACAGAUGUGAUAUGGUGUGUCUUAGUGUUAUUAUUUCUUUGUUGCGCCGGCGCAGUCGGUUGCAAGAUGUGGUUGGACCAAUAUUACGUUACCAUGUACAAGUAUACCCCGUUUAUAACGAAUGUGAACAAACCUGCCUUCGAGGGGCUGCUCAUAUUCUGGACUUACAUCAUAACGAUGCAGGUGAUGAUCCCUGUCUCGCUGUACGUCACGAUAGAGAUGACGAAGUUGCUGCAGGUGUACCACAUACACAACGACAUUCAGAUGUACGAUCCGGACACGAACACGCGGACGGAGUGUCGAGCGCUGAACAUAACGGAGGAGUUGGGGCAGGUCGCGUACUUGUUCAGUGACAAAACGGGCACGCUCACUGAGAACAAGAUGUUGUUUCGGCGGUGUGCGGUCAACGGAGUGGACUACGACCACCCGCCCGGCCCGCCCGCAGAGCCCGCGCCUGAGUUGCCGCCCAUCGUCACCCCCAUCACAAAAAUCUCUCCGAACAGACGGAUGCUACAACACCUAGGCGACAACAAUGACGCUCAACACACGCAGAAGGUCCGCGAGUUCCUGUUAAUCCUGGCUGUAUGCAACACAGUGGUGGUCAGCCAGCCACACAUUGACACGAUGCAGAUGAGCGCGUCCAACUCUGGAGAACAGAUCUCCACGGGGAAAGCUUCCCGAUCGAAUGGAACAUUGCGAUCUAACGACAAAUACGCUCGACUAACGGAGUCCAGAUCGACGACUCCGUCACCGCCGCCGUCCACGGGCUCCCCCCUCAGGCUGCGGCUGCCGAAGCUCAUGCUGGGCAGCAAGGAGGACACCAGCACUCCCAGCACUUCCAUCGAUCACUCCGCCUCAAUCCGCUACGAAGCCGAGAGUCCAGAUGAGCUGGCGUUGGCUGAAGCAGCUCUUGCCUACGGGUAUGAGUUGCGGUCCAGGUCACCUGAUGAGGUAGAGCUCGGCAUCCGAGGGGAGCUCACCAAGAUGAAGGUGCUUAGGGUGCAGCAGUUCGAUGCCACCAGGAAAUGCAUGUCAGUCGCCAUGAGGACCCCUAAUGGACAGGUAGUGAUAUACGUGAAAGGGGCGGACACAACGGUCCUAGGCGCCUUAGCUCCGAUGCGCGCCGGCUCAGCCGAGCUAGCCGCUUACGAUAGAACCCGAGCGCUUCUUUCAGAGUACUCUCGCGCGGGUCUACGUACGCUGGUCAUGGCUAAACGAACGAUGCAACCUGCUUUGUGGGAAGAAUGGUUAGCUGGACAUAAUCGUGCAAUGGAAAUUGGAGAAGGUCGAGAAAAACGUAUGCGGGAAUCUCUAGCUCGGUUAGAAAGCGCGCUAACGUUGGUCGGAGCUACAGGCGUGGAGGACAGACUCCAGCAGGACGUGCCGCGCACCGUGCGCGCUCUACUGGACGCGGGCAUCGUGGUCUGGGUACUGACGGGAGACAAACCAGAGACUGCCAUCAAUAUUGCAUACUCAGCUGCCUUGUUCUCCCAAGGAGAUCGGUUGCUGCAUCUCAUGUCUAGAGACAAGGAGCACGCGGAGUCGACGAUAAAGAACUACCUGGAGGGCAGCGGCGCGGGCGCGGAGCUGGGCACGCGCGCGCUGGUGGUGGACGGGCGCACGCUCACGUACAUCCUGGACCGCCGCUCCGGCCUCGUCGCGCCCUUCCUGUCGCUCGCGCGACGCUGCUCCGCCGUGCUCUGCUGCCGCGCCACGCCGCUGCAGAAGGCAUACAUCGUCAAGGCAGUGAAGGAGGAGCUAGCAGUGACGACGCUGGCGAUAGGUGACGGAGCCAACGAUGUCUCCAUGAUACAGACCGCAGAUGUCGGAGUCGGUAUAUCAGGACAGGAAGGCAUGCAAGCAGUGAUGGCGUCAGACUUCGCAGUGUCCCGGUUUCGGUUCAUAGAGAGACUACUACUGGUGCACGGACACUGGUGCUACGACCGCCUCGCUAGGAUGAUACUCUACUUCUUCCUUAAAAAUGCUACGUUUGUGUUCUUAGUAUUCUGGUUCCAGCUGUACUGCGGGUUCUCGUCGAUGGUGAUGAUAGACCAGGUCCAUCUCAUGACAUACAACCUCAUGUUCACCGCGCUACCACCCAUUGUUAUUGGCGCGUACGACCGCGUGGCGCCGGCGGGGCUGCUGACGGAGCGGCCGGGGCUGUACAGUGCGUCGCGGCGCGGCCUGGCCUACCGCACGCACUCCUUCUGGGCCGUGCUCGCUGAGAGCCUCUACAUCAGCAUCGUCUUGUUCUUCACCAACACCUUCGCCUACUGGGACACCACCGUGGACCUCUGGGCCUUCGGGGUCUGCUGCAUGACCUGCUGCCUCGUUGUUAUGUUGCUCUACGUCGCCAUCGAGACUAGGAGCUGGACGGUGAUCCACCUGAUGGCGCUGGCGGGGUCCCUGCUGUCGUUCUUCAUCCUGACGCUGGCGUACCAGUCUAUCGGCGUGAGCGUCCUGAACCUGCCGUCGACGUACCACGUGCUGCACAACGCCAUCACCAUGCCGGUGUACUGGCUCGUACUCAUCGUCACCACCGUCGCCGCACUCGCGCCCAGGAUGGCGUACCACGGCAUCCGCAACUCGGUGCAGCCGGGGUCGCUGGGCCGCGCCGUGGCCGCGCGCCGCCGCCACCGCUCCUACGCCGCGCACUACCGCUCCGCGCCGCCGCACGCCACGCUCUACAGGGCGAGAGACGAGGAUGGGCUGCAGAAGCCGCAAACGGAGGUGGCGGCCAUAACGUGA